AUGGUAUCAUCGCGUAAUGUGUUAAUCUGUGUACGUUCAAUCUACACAUCAUGUCGCACGAAUAAAAGAGGACCGUUAACAAUCGAUGGCUGGUAUCCACGUGAUCACAUGCCGGACGAUUAUCCAAAAAAUGAGGAAGAACGACGAGCAGCGGCGAUAAAAUAUGGGAUGAGACCGGAAGAUUACAAGCCGUAUGACAAGGACGAUUAUUAUAAAUAUGCAGGAAAUUAUCCUGAUUAUGGAUGUGUCACUUAUGAUCAUAAAGAUCCGCAUGAAAACUGGAGCGAUCCACACUAUCGAAGGAAUUGGGGUGAAGGAAUGAAUAUCCGAGCAAUGAUGCAUACAUGUGAUCGUGAUUCCUAUACCAGUAUAGACGAUGAGGAAACUUCAUUUUAA
Molecule: messenger RNA, 396 nt
Organism: Acanthocheilonema viteae
Lineage: Eukaryota; Metazoa; Nematoda; Chromadorea; Rhabditida; Onchocercidae
Source: the annotation of a GenBank genome assembly